AUGAGUGCUAGUGCCUUAAAAAGACUCGAGAAAAAUACAUACGUGAUCACAUCGGUAUUUGAUGAAGGCGACAUUCGUAUGAAAUGUAUUCGUGCCACGUCUAAAAUUGCCGUUGUUAAACACAUGAUCACAUAUCCAGACGAGUACAGUGAAUUUUUGAAAUAUUUGGGAGAUGAUUAUCUCGGAGUUCGCACUAGUUGUGAGGAUGAUAACCCUUAUCGUUAUGAUAGACCGGUACGUGUGCGCACAACAGCCGAAGUGCUCCUUCAAGGUAUCGACCUGACUCGACGAUUUGCCUCCGAGAGUUUCGUCAGUUUGAUUCGUGCAUCCGUUCAAAGAUUACUAAAUGUAACAAACAAUGAUUGGAAAGAAAAAUUAGCUCAAGUCUACUUUGUGUUCCGAGUUUGUACUCCAGACACCAUGGAUAUUUACUACAAGGAAAAUGAUGGUAUUCAGCUCAUUUUGGCUAAAAGUGUUCGAGAUAUUCUAAAAUAUCUGAGUGAACAAAAUGAUCCUGUGCAGAAAAAAGUGAUAGCGGAUACCAAAGAAUGGAUUAAGAAGAAUAAGAAAUUCGAGAAAGAAUACAAAAAACAAUGCAGAAAACAUGAAGAUGAACAUGAAGAGCUGGCAACAGAAGAAGAGAUCGAUGAGUUAUCAUUACUCGAAAAAGCCCUUACAAGACGUCCAGUUGCUUCAAAUUUAAUCAAUGAGUUUCGUGACCAGUUUGAUGUCGUACUUGUCAUUCGACCAAUUGAUGAUUAUCAAAAAGAUAUUUGCGAUAAUCACGACUUUGAGUACGUAGACACUUUCUAAACAAAAGCUUACCUUGAAAAACUCAUCGGAUUUUGCAGAAGGUCACUUAAUCAAGAGUGAUUUUAGAAAAUUUGAAAGGAUUUCAAUACCUGUACUAAACCCAAACAUAAUUCUUCUUCCAAACAUAUAUCUUACAAGCCGAUAUUGUUAAACCUUUUCAACAGCUUACGAGGGAACAUAUCCAACUGUCCGACGCCGAUCGGGCUCAUAUUUUGUGCAUAUGUAGGACUACGAAAAGAUUCGUCCCCAUAUGAACUCCUUCUCGAGUUAUGAUCGUUUUAGUGGAUUUUCGACCUCUGACAAGGUGUUUGUGGAAAAGUCGUAUGGCGGAAUUUUGACGAAUUUUCUUACCUUUUCCUGUGAGAUAUGAUCGUUUUUUGUACAUUCAAUAUAUCGAGAAGGAAUCAUGCGUUUUAGCUAAAACUUUCAGAACAUUGUGAUGACCGUGAGACCUAUUAAUGGGCAAAAUUUCAGGCCGCCAUUGGAUGUUUCCACAAACACCUUGCUAGAGGUCGAAAAUCCAGUAAAACAAUCAUAACUCCAGAAGGAAUUCGUAUGAGGACGAAUCUUUUCCUAGUCCUACAUAUGCACAAAAUGUGAGCCCGAUCGGGGUCGGACAGUCGGAUAUGUUCCAUAUCCGAUCCAUAUGUUCCAUUCCUCGUUAGUCUAACAAGUGUAAUACAGGCAUUAUUUAAGUAAAAAUGCGAAGUUUUUAAAAAUAAUUGAUUUACAUAAGGAGAUGUACCCCCGCCCCCCGAUGACUUAUAUUUUUUCUGACCAGAUUGUAGAUAAACUGAAACUGCAUAUACCCUGAAAUAUUUUCGGCCAACGAACUUGUUUUGACAGAGUUACGGCUUAUAUAAGUUAUAUGCCUCUACAGGCCACCUAUUGGUAUGAAUUUUCGAAAAAUUUUUUAAGUAAAGGUUUAUGCGCGAUUUUUGUGUAGUUCGAUAGAGUAACCCAAGUUCUAUAUAUAUACCCUAAGAUUUUAUCGAUGAUUGAAUGAGUACUCGCAGAGAAACAGAGACUUUUCCAUUAUAGUACGUUUCCGGUAAUAAAAGGUAUUUUUUUAAAACCUUGCUUGCGAUUAAAUAAAUACAAUGCAUUAGGAUAAAAGAGUGUUACGACAAAAAGAUGCGCCAUAAAAUUCUGCAUACUGUGAGCGGAUUCGAAUUUUAACAAUUUGUUUUGUUGCUGAGAAAAUUCGCCUUUUCUAAAUCAGAGGCGAAAAGGUCUGAAUUCUGCCCGUAAUUCUCGAUGUUCUCUAACAGAACUCAACUUCUGUGCAAUAAAAAUAUCAUAUUCAGAAUCAAAACACGAAUAGACUGAUGUGUACAGGGUGCCACUAAAUAAACGGAACACCUACAUCUAUCUUGUUUUAAACGCUUUUUCUCAACAAAUUUUUAUUCAAAACCUAGCAAAACAACAGAAACAACAAUAAAUAAAAAGAUUUAUUCAUGUUUCAUAUUUAUACUAAAAAAUAAAAAUAUAAUCAAAUUUGUUGAGAAAAAGCGUUUAAAACAAGAUAGAUGUAGGUGUACCGUUUAUUUAGUGGCACCCUGUAUUUCGAAUUUUUAGCUGAUUUUCAUUUUUUUAAUGAAAACCUUGCUGAUUUUCCGAAGUGAAAAUUCGAAAAAAAUUAAAGUACUCGAAUAGGAUAGAGACACACAUCAAUCGACUCAGUUGGAUUCUGAUUCCGAAUAUGAUAUUUUUAUUGCACAGAUAUAUAUAAACAGUUCGUUGGCCGAAAACAUUUCAGGGUAUAUGCAGUUUCACUUUCUCUACAAUCUGGUCAGAAACAAUAAAAGUCAUGGAGAGUGGAGCGACGGGGGGGCGGGGGGGGGGGGGGGGGG
Didymodactylos carnosus is the source of this 2666-nucleotide messenger RNA. The record is from the annotation of a GenBank genome assembly. NCBI's taxonomy places the organism in Eukaryota, Metazoa, Rotifera, Eurotatoria, Philodinida, Philodinidae.